Opisthocomus hoazin is the source of this 937-nucleotide messenger RNA. Lineage: Eukaryota; Metazoa; Chordata; Aves; Opisthocomiformes; Opisthocomidae. The record is from RefSeq and is a predicted model, not a curated record.
AUGUCAUACUGCAAAACGAAGUAUCACGGGUUGGUAUCACUCAAAAUAGAGGAUGACACCUCAUCAGCUAAAGCAAACAAGCAGGCUCAAGUGUCAGUAAUUAGCCAAGCACAACCACAGAUAAAUGUCUCCUCCAGGAAGACAGAAAUCCCACAAGCUGAUAAGGCAGAACUGGCAUCUGAACCAAGCUCAAGACAUCAGGACUUUCACUCUUUUCCAAAGGCCUGUACACCAGAUUUAAAGGGGCUCUUGCAUUAUGAAGAAAGCACUCAAAAGUUAUUUCAGUGUGAUGGGAUAAUAUGGAAAUUCUGGAAUUCCCAAAGCAAGGAGGCAAGCACGAACAAAUGUCCCUCUGAGUGGCGUCAUCACGGGGGCAGCUGCUACCUCCUGGUAGUGAAUCACAAGGUCACCUGGAACACUGCCGCUCGGGCUUGCAGAGAACAAUACCUGGGGAGUCUAGCAAGUGUGGCUAAUGAACAACACAUGCAGUGGCUGUGGGACUUCAGCGGGAGGAAGCCCUUUUGGAUAGGCUUGAAUGACCAAGUCAAUCCUGGACUUUGGGAGUGGAAUGGAGGAGAACCUGUAACCUAUGUAAACUGGAGAAGAGGCUCCUACCACUUUCCAAAGAGAGGAAGAAAUUGUGUGUUGGUGCAGAAGCGAGGAAAAUGGCAAGCAACUGACUGCACGAAGGUCAAACGGAAUGGCUAUAUAUGUUCAAGAAAGCUGUAAAGAAUGGAGGAUCCCUGUGAAAGCAUGUGGACAUACACGUUGUUUCAGUUUUAUUUAUCUGUAGACAUGUGAGGCUAUGCAGUUAGAAAAGCGUCCUAAUUAUCAGCAAAGUUUAUUUUACAUGCUGCCAGAGGUGCAGAUGCAUUGGAGUCUACCCAACGAAUAGAGGUCAGUUGCAAAGAGUAAGUCCAGGUUAAGGUUUUGAACU